Cladophialophora immunda is the source of this 1146-nucleotide messenger RNA. Its product is annotated as ubiquitin-conjugating enzyme E2 2. NCBI's taxonomy places the organism in Eukaryota, Fungi, Ascomycota, Eurotiomycetes, Chaetothyriales, Herpotrichiellaceae. Gene Ontology annotation, molecular function: ubiquitin conjugating enzyme activity. The transcript is spliced from 3 exons. The record is from RefSeq and is a predicted model, not a curated record. Gene Ontology annotation, biological process: proteasome-mediated ubiquitin-dependent protein catabolic process; protein polyubiquitination; DNA repair. The coding region runs from base 167 to 622 and encodes 151 amino acids. Gene Ontology annotation, cellular component: HULC complex.
GGCGCCACUCCGCCUUCGCUGCUCUUCUAUCUUUCAACCUCGCGUGCGUCCUUCCUAAUCUCCUUGUUUCCUCCGCACACCGAGUUAUACACGAAACUACACCAAGGAUCAACUCUCAACUGACUCCCCAAUCGUUUGCUCUACCCCAAGACCUCAAGAAACCGCCAUGUCCACCUCCGCACGACGCCGCUUGAUGCGGGACUUCAAGCGUAUGCAAACAGAUCCUCCCGCUGGUGUUUCUGCCUCUCCCAUCGCCGACAAUGUCAUGACCUGGAAUGCUGUGAUCAUUGGCCCUGCAGACACCCCGUUCGAAGACGGCACAUUCAGACUAGUGAUGCAAUUCGAAGAAGCCUAUCCAAAUAAGCCACCGGGGGUCAAAUUCGUCUCACAGAUGUUCCAUCCAAACGUGUAUGGCACUGGCGAGUUGUGCCUGGAUAUCCUGCAGAACCGGUGGUCUCCAACAUACGACGUUGCUGCAAUCUUGACAUCAAUUCAGAGUCUGUUAAACGACCCCAACACGAGCUCUCCGGCCAAUGUUGAGGCGAGCAAUCUCUACAAGGACAACCGGAAGGAAUAUACCAAGAGAGUGAGGGAGACCGUGGAAAAGAGCUGGGAAGAUUGAGAACAGUGGAAGCAACUUCGAAGAGUUCCGAAUGGCCUGUUUUUCAGCGACUGCAUCAACAAACGGAUGGGCCGGCGUUAGGUUCUUAUCGGGCAUUUUCAGCUGUCCCGGGAGGGGUUUUCUAUGGGAACGAGCGCGACCUUGGAUAUGGCACAUGACACUGUCUUGUCAGCAUUUGAAUGCUUCGAAAUUAGCGAAGGAGUUUCUGCGACCAGGUGUACCUCUCACGGGCGGCUCAGGCUAGACGGUCAUGCCAGAGCAGCUUGUCUGCUCUCCAUUCUGCAGGCAUUCGCCCUGACUGAGCCUCAUUUGCGUCUCAAAUGCAUCGGCCUUGAUCAGAUAGCUCCUCGACACCAAUCUGAAAUGGUUGUGUUCUCCCUUGGCUUCAUUCGGCAUAAUGCUAGAACCAGUGACUCGACCACACAAAACACGUGGACACGCUUGUUCUACCUAGGUAAUCAUUCACACACAUGUCACAUCUAUCGUCGGGAGGGCGCUAUUCAUAUAAUCUCUCUAUACCGUCC